CUGAACCAGUCAGAGUCAGUUAUUCACACUUACUCGCUGAGAUGGAGAGAGCAAGAGUUUAUUUUAAAGCGUUUAUAUAUGUUUUACUCUUCAGUCAGAAAAUCUAUGGAACAGAAAUUGAGAUGAAGAUGUGUACUAUUAUGGAAAUCGAACAACACGUGUCUCUCUGGCUGUAACUUUGUGUCCGGGACCGUUUACCACCGCCUUACAACCUCCUGUAUCAGACUGUUUUCUCUGCUGGACGCUGCUCCUCAGUGUUUGUCCUGUUUGUGUUCUCUUCUGCCUCAUCUGUGUGUACUGUCUCUGUCAGAAAACAGAUCAAGGAACAGAGCUCAAAGGAAAGACAAAAAGUAGAAAUACUUUUGAGUUUCCUGUUGGUGUGAACCAAUCAGAUGAGCUGAUAUAUCUACAUCACAAGAGACAGUUAUUCACUCGUGGAGAUGGAGAGAUCAAGAGUGACUGUUACCGCGCUUAUGUAUGUUUCACUAUUCUGUCAGAUAAGAAUCUGUGGAGCAGAGAUUGAGAUGAAGGUCAGACCAGGAGACAACAUCACUAUCAUCUGUGACCGUCCUAUAACUCAUGGUUCCUUUGUAUGGAUAAGAAACUGCUCUCAUGAACAUCAACCCUCUCUCAUUAUAGAUUUCACAAAUCUGUAUGUAACGUACGAAAGGUUCCCACAUUUCAGCAUUCUUCAAAACUCCAACAAUUCUUUUGAUCUACAUAUUACUAACAUUACAGUCUCUGAUCUGGGACUGUACUACUGCGCUGAGUUCGAAAGCAAAUUAAAUAAAGAUGAAAAAGGCUGCACAUACAUGUCUGAUGUGUACUAUUAUGGAAACCGAAGAACCCGUGUCUCACUCGCUGUGACUUCUGGGCCCUACACCACCGUCUCCCCCCCUCCUGUAUCAAAUUGUUUCUCCUGCUGUACCGUUUUAUUCAGUGUUUGUCCUGUGUGUGUUCUCUUCUGCUCCAUCUGUGUUUACUGCCUCUGUCAGAAGAAAACUGCAGGAUGUGAGAAGAGUGCAGAGGCGCUCACAGGACGUGUCAUGAAGGUGUAUCCGACAGAGAAACAUCAGUGUGAGACGAGUGAAAGCGGAAAGUUCUGCUUCCACUCUGAGGUCAAAUAUAGUCUACUCUCAUCUUCACAUCCCUAUGCUAAAAUGUGACUCUCCCUGCUAAAUGUACGCAAACCUGAUUACCAGUAUUAAAUGAUUACUCAACUCUUUUUGUACUUGCCUAUGUACAAUUCAUUUGCAUAUUUAGUAAA
Triplophysa dalaica is the source of this 1267-nucleotide messenger RNA. RefSeq lists its product as uncharacterized. NCBI's taxonomy places the organism in Eukaryota, Metazoa, Chordata, Actinopteri, Cypriniformes, Nemacheilidae. The record is from RefSeq and is a predicted model, not a curated record. The transcript has 10 exons. The coding region runs from base 441 to 1166 and encodes 241 amino acids.